Molecule: messenger RNA, 3068 nt
Organism: Trichoderma virens Gv29-8
Lineage: Eukaryota; Fungi; Ascomycota; Sordariomycetes; Hypocreales; Hypocreaceae
Exons: 1
Coding region: 1-2616 (871 amino acids)
Cellular component (GO): nucleus
Molecular function (GO): DNA binding
Source: RefSeq, a predicted model, not a curated record
AUGCCGUCCAAGGAACGUGACGACGACGUCAAUGUCGACGACCGCAUGCGCGACAAGGCCCGCCGCUCAAAGUCGGAGCGCAAACCUGAUCGAGACCGCCCCCACCGCUCUUCAAAAUCCGCUCGCAGCUCCAGCGAUACCCAUUCCCUCACAUCCUCCGUCAGGCGGCACCGCAAGAGGGACGACAGGGACAGAGACAGAGACAGAGAUCGAGACAGAGAUCGAGACAGAGACCGGGAAAAGGACCGCCUUCCUCCGCGCCCCGCCUCCAUGUCCGACCUAGGCGUUGACGGCAUGUCCAAGCUGUCCCUGGACAAGGAUCGCAUCUCGCUGCCCUACCCGUCCUUUGACAAGGCUCACAGCAAAGAGGCCAUCACCAGCCGCGAGGACAUUGCCUCUACGUCUUCUCAGCCCAAGCCGUCCACCAAUCCCCUGACGCCUGAACCCACCGACGUCGGUGGCGGCAGCGGCGCAGGUGGUGCUGCUCCUGCUGGUGGAGACGAUCGUCGAUUAAAGCCCGACGAUGCUCUUCAUCGAUCGUCGUCCAAAAAGACUUCACGCCCGCCCACACCUCCCGAAACAGACGUCUCUGCCGCGAGGAGGCGUGCCGAAGACCUAGACCGUGGCAACAGGUCGACCGUCUCCAGGUCAGCCUCGCGCGCUACCGAAGAGAAAUCCUCAAAGGUGAGCCGCCGCUCAUCCACGAGCGCGGCGACCUUGGUACGCUCACCCAGCAACAAGAUUCACGACAAGCUCCGGUCCUCUGUGCUCUCCCGCUCCUCGAGCUCCGCCUCACGCCACUCUACCAAGCGGUCUUCCUCGACUCGCAGCGUCAAGAAGAGCAAGCCUGAGCCGCUGCAUGUCGACUCCUCCCCCUCCAGUGCCCAGGACUCAUCUCCCAAGACGCCUACCCAAACUCACCAAUUCCCUCACCACCUCUACGGCGACUCGAAGCGAUCUCGCACUCCCGCCUCCGGCGUUGACGGCGACGACUAUGCAUCCACCAUCAACUCAGGCACCGCCACGCCCGCCAUGAAGGCGCCCACUCAUCCUCCGCCUCCGAUCCCUCCGCCGCCUCCUCCUCCCGCCGUCGACGUCCUCGAGAUUCCCAGGGUAGACUACCUGCUGCAGAAUGGUGGCCUCACGCAGCCGGUUACAAGACACUUCUUAUCAGUUUUACCCCUCGUCAAUGGCACAUUAAGGCCCGCAAAUUCCCUCCUCGGCGGCGCCGAAACGCUCUUCACGCCGUUUGUCAACCUCCUGGACCAGUAUCAAACUGUCCUCUCCAAGCAGGGAUCCGUUGCAGUGGCCACUGGCCAUCGGUCAGUCGCUCGCCGCUUGCUUGACCGGCUCGAGAACGUCUUCUCUCGAGAUCUGCCGCCUCACGGCUGCUCCUGCAUCAUCUGCGAGAAAUCCAACGAGCCUCACCGCGGCCUCAACUGGGGAGAUGUCCUGGAAUGGGUCAGCGGCCGCAUUGAGCUCCCUUCAUGGCCGCCCUUUGACCUGGCAGACAUCGGCACCAAGGCUGCCGAAAUAUCAGGCGAAAUCCCUCCAAGGCCAGAUUCGCCCAUCCAGCUGGAUCCCGACAUUGCCGAGGAGUUCAGGGAGCACUACUUGCGCCAGUCGAAAAAGGUCAGGUCUGCUGUCGACAGAUGGCUCACCAGCACGGGCGAGACACCUGUGCCACCGCCCCAGGACGUUGAUGACGAGACGCUGAGUUUCGCCAUCUUGACCAACCUCGACGCCGAAGACCGGCCCUUCUUCAACGCUCUCCUCGCCGGUUCAAAAGAGCUGAGACCGGCAACCCGCGCGCCUACUCCUCUCAACCGGCCGCGCAACGACUUCAUCGUCAAGACUGGUCUCUCGCUGCAGCGGCUAUAUCGCCUUCAGCAGGUCCCUCGGGAUGCAGAGAGCGCCACAUAUCUCAUCAAAAAUCACCAUACCCACGACCUUCUCAUCACCCUGUCCAACAUUAACAAUCAAGAAUGGGAGAUUUUGACAUCCGGCCGGUUUGAUGGCUUCCUGUGGUCCGGCGCCGAUGAUGACUUUGGCGGAGUGGAAUCGAGGGGCCCGACGCCGUUCCGGGGCCCUUCGGCCAUGGGAUCCCGAACCAACACCCCCUUCUCGCCGUAUUCCCGAAACACCACUCCGGCGUCAUUCAUCAGCCUUUCCUCUACGGGCGUGGGCGGCAGCCGACCCCCUGUCUCCAAUGACGAAGAGAUGGAGAUGGCUGCCAUUGCCGAGAUUGAGCGUGAGAUUUACCAGGGCAUGGAGGCCUUGGAGGAUGCAUUUGAGAAGCUCCACCACCAAGCGGAGACGGUCCGAACUGCCCUGCGGCAGCGUGGAGCCGGACUCAUGCAGAACCUCCAGAACCGACGACGCAUUGACGUGCUGUCCAUCCCCGGCUCGGGUAACUCGCAAAACUCGGGCUACGAGCGGCCCUCGUGGGCCGGAAGCGAUGCCGAAAACGGCAGCGAUGACGAUUGGCAGAUGGAAGAGUACGACCUAUAUCCCGAUGACUCGGCCAGCAACAUAAGCAGCAGCCGGCACAGGCGGCCAAAGAGGCGUGUUGAGCGUCGCACUCCGGCUCCCAUUGAGGAAGAAGAGGAGCAGUGAGCUAGAGGUACUCCAGGAGGAUUUUUAAAAGUACGAAGAGAGCGUGUGUUUGAGAGAGAAAGAAGUGCUCAGAAUAUCAUGAAUCGAUUACGAAUAACGAAAGCAUUCGAGUUUGACUUUUUUUUUUUUCCUGCACUUCUUCGACGAACAAGCAAGCAAGCAAGCGCCAUGGCACACGGCAGCUAAACAUGAUGACAUAUUCAUGAAACAAGCAACGGGGAGACGUUGUGUGUGACAGAGAGGGGCCAAAGGCGGCACGAAAGACGACGAAGAGAGAGACAGAGACAGAGACAGAGAGAACCGUAUUUGGGGAUUUUAGAGAGCAUUUCACUGAGAUGGAGAAAAAGAAAAAACGGCCGUCUGUUUGCCGGGGGAGGCAGGCCAAUGUCGAGGCCGGGGCAUAUUUGGAGUUGAUAUGAACAAUGUACCUUGUCGGAUACCAUUUGUUGUAC